Nematostella vectensis (starlet sea anemone) is the source of this 1593-nucleotide messenger RNA. RefSeq lists its product as uncharacterized. The record is from RefSeq and is a predicted model, not a curated record. NCBI's taxonomy places the organism in Eukaryota, Metazoa, Cnidaria, Anthozoa, Actiniaria, Edwardsiidae. Bases 110 to 1453 code for a protein of 447 amino acids. The transcript has a single exon.
UUACUUGCAGAGCAGGUGGUAUAAUAAUGUCAACGCACAAACUCCCGCUGUAAAACUCCAAAAAUUACUUAUACAUAACACAACUUACUGGAUUCUCGUCAUUAUAGCUAUGGAGACUGAAAAUAUAAGUACUUCACACGUACGGCAGAAGCUUUCGCCAAGGAAGCGAAAGUCCAAGGUAAAUUUAGCAAAACUGAAGUCGCGUUCAACCUCAUUUCUCGCGGGAAAACCUAGGAUGAAUCGCAGAGCGUUAUCGGAAACUAAUCUUUUUCUAUCAAGCAAAAGAUACUCCUCCGCUACUCAACUAAGUAUGCUAAGCUCCAGCAAAUCGUUGGAGCGCUUAGAUACGCCACAAAUAAGUGAGGAAGAGGCGUUUUCAAUUGAAUUACAGCGAUUCUAUGAGCGCAAAGUCAGAACCGGAAGAGAAAAAGCAUUAGAAAACAAACUGUUGGCUUUCACAGCGGCGAUGAAGGUACUAAUUAACGCUCAGCUCGUAAACGAAAGAUUCACAAUCACGGAAUUGGUGCAACGAAACCCUCGGUACUGCGAAAUUAGGGAACUUGAAGCGAACUGUUUUGAGUUUGAAAUUCCAGUGUAUUUGGAUGGAAAUUAUGAGUUGCUUGUACAUUACGCGGAAGAGGGUGGCUUUGUUCGGCUUCAAAUUGAGGACUGUUCUAAUUGGGAUGAUUGCGUUACCGAGGAAGGCUACCUAUCAGCAAGUCUGGUGCGGUCUAAAUUACAGCUAACUUUACAGAAAACACUCAUAAACAUGAGCAAAAAUAUCGAAAACGAGGAAGAUAACCUUCCAGAUGGCGUGGAAAGCAUAUCUGUGUUUUGCGAUGGAAGUACUAUCGUCCUAGAUAUCAACCACGGUGGAAUUCUAGUAGACUUAGUCCCCUCCAUCCGUUUGACCAAGUACCACAUCGGCUGGUGCAAAAAGUUCACCAGACACAUUGUUCCCACGCAUGUUCUUGCUAAAGCCUGUGAGCGGCCUAUGAGUGACCCAGAGUCCCUAUGGCUUCUCUCCUUCGUGGAGGCCGAAAAGAAGAUGUUACGCCAAUUAAAAGACAACCAACAAAGGUUACUAGACAUUUUGGUUGAGUUACGCGAGAUGGAUGAAUUACUAGGGGAGAUAUCGUUCGCACAAAUGCAGACGGUGUUAUUUCACCUCGUGAGUAAGAUUGAAGACGAAUUUGAUUGGAGGGAUGAGGAGUUGGGUGAGAGAUUCCUGGACGCAUUGUGCAUUUUGGAGGAGUUCUUGGAAAAAAAGUACUGCGAGCAUUUUUAUAUCAGCGAAGCCAAUCUUUUCGUUGCUAUGGGGACGGUUACCAUGUCUCAACUUAAGGACAAAAUUAGGCGAAUCACCAAGCCCUCGUGUGUCGCAUGUGGCCUCGCCUCCAUAUUUGGCGCGACGUCUGUCGUCAAGUGCGGUUUUAAAGGCGCAUGCGCAUAAUGGGGUAAGAGAAUCGUCUUCACGAGCUUACGGGAUACCUUUGAGAGAGCUUUGCGGGCGCGAUGGUGACUUGAGUUUCUAGGUUUGCUUGUAUAAUGUAAACUAAAUAUCUAUGCUUUCAUAAUUCAUUUUGACCAUGA